Messenger RNA from Geodia barretti, 6093 nucleotides. Lineage: Eukaryota; Metazoa; Porifera; Demospongiae; Tetractinellida; Geodiidae. The record is from the annotation of a GenBank genome assembly.
GAAGGAAAGGAGAAUAGGCUUAGGGAACUAUAGGCAUUUUACUCAGUUGUCGGACUGCUCUCUGAAGAUAGGACGCGAAAAUGCGGCUCAUAUUCCCGCUCGUCCUAUCGCUCUCGCUCAUGGUCUGCACCGUGAAAGGACAGGAACCCAACGGACAAGUUUAUGGUUUUGUCAGUUUCUCCACGGAUCGCGUGGAGGUGCACGAAGACUCUGGGAACGCGGUGACCACCGUCCAGCUACCGCUCAUCAGAGAGGUCGGCACGACAGGAAUCAUACUUGCAACUGUGGAGGUUACCAAUACCUCAGUUGAGAGUGAUUUCUUUAGUUCAAGUGCUGUGGUCAGCUUUACUUCGGGCGCAACUACUGCCAGUGCCAUUCUGCUGCUUCAGAAUGACGACAUACCAGAGGGAAAUGAAACAUUUAUCGUAAACAUUACUGGUACAAGGUUUGGAGCUGAAGUAGGCUCUGUCAAUAGUCUUGUGCUCUUUGUGAGAGGCAAUGACGAACCUUAUGGUGACUUUCAGUUUAGCAUGGGUUCUCGAUCUGUAAAUGUGUCGGAGUCUACUAGUGGCCGUUCAUUUGAACUGACUGUUGAGCGGAGUCCGGGAAGAUUUGGAAGAGUCACAGUCGACUACCAGGUAACUGCUGGUCCCAACAACGGUAUAGAUGAUCUCUCUCCCACUGGAGGACAACUAGUUUUCAACGAUGGAAUAGCGAGUGCAACACUGACCAUCUCAGUGACUGCUGACAAUAUCCCCGAGAACAAAGAGUCAUUUACAGUUACUCUGAGGAACCCCAGAGGUGGAGCUGGACUGGCUGAGAGCAACACUGAAGCAAUCAUCACUGUUGAAGGGAACGACACUCCACUGAGAUUCUUUCAGACUCAGUACACGGUGAGUGAGGACGCAGGUAGUGUUGUGCUCACCAUCACACGUGGAGUCCUGGACGACGGCACAGAGAUAGGAGAUCUGUCUGCGGAAACUACUGUAGAGUAUGAGACUGUGCCUGGAAUGGCUGUAGCUGGUGCUGAUUUCGACACACGUAGUAGCACCGUCACUUUCGCCCCUGGUGUAACAAGUCAGAACAUCUCGAUACCAAUCACUGACGACUCGGACCCAGAAGGAGAUGAGCUUUUUUCCGUGUCUCUCUCCAACCCUUCCUCCGACUCGGUACUCAGCACUCCAUCAACUGCCAUGGUUCUGAUUGAAGUGAAUGACAAUGCCGGAGGUUUUGUCCAGUUUGCCUCGGCUGGUCCGGUGGUUGUAAGUGAGGAUGAUGGAUCUACUGCCGAGUUUACGGUCCAGAGACUGAAUGGAUCCUACAGCGAUGUGACACGACUCGAGGGAAACGUGACGAUCCUCGACGGCGAAACUGAAGUGGUGCUACGGAUCCAGCCCACCAAUGACGAUACCAGUGAAAUAGCCGAGAUGUUUUCAGUUGAACUGACUGGAGUGAUCAGUAGAACCGGAGAACUUCGACCCAUGGGUACUAGAGUGGCCACAUUGAUCGUGGAAGAUAGCGAUGACGUGUAUGGUCUAGUGGAGCUGGCUGCAAACACUCAACUACAUGUCACAAGUGACGCCCCUCGUCAGCUGCACCUGGCAGUGACUCGGAGUCCAGGCACAACUGGCACCAUCUCUGUAGACUACUACGUCACCUAUCUUCCCGAGGGUGCGUCGAGUGCUGCCGAUGGAGAUUCCUCGGUGUUUGCUGCAGCGGCUGGCUCAGUGAGACUGGUGGGUGGUGACAGUUCAGUUGAAUGGGACGUCGAGAUCUUGAGUGAGGCAUUCCUGGACACCAGUGGCCAGUUCUAUGUAAAGUUGAACAGCACUUCUCUUGUGGAGGGAGUUGUUCCUCUGGUCACCCCAACCAACUCCCCUCGAAUUGGCCCCCGCUCUGAGGCCUACAUUUCCAUACCAGAAUCAGCAGCCAACGGCUACAUCUCAUUCUCCCAGUCAAGCCUCACAGCAUUUGAGCCAGAAGAUGGUGGCUUUGGAAGCUCGCUGAGUCUGACACUCACCAGGACUGGGGCAUACUGGCACCGCCACCAUCACCUGGAUGGUGAGUCUACCCAGACGUCAGUGUCGAACCAGAUAGUUGUAGUGAUAUUGAACGAUGACGAGCCCGAAAUAGACGAGACAUUUCGAGUUACUCUGCACUUACUGGACACACGGAUCAACCAGUUUACCUGUAUAACUCUUCCUCCACAGAAUACAUCAGUGGUGACUAUAGCUCUCAACGACAAUGCCAGGGGAGUGUUCACCGUCUCCUCUACCCAAUCUUCCUACACCAUCGAAGAGUCCCCAGAUGAAGUCAUAUCCAUCAGCAUCAUCAGAGCCGAGGGAGCUCUCACCGCUGAGACUAUCCAGUACCAGAUCUUGCCUGGCUCUGGUGCAGAUUUCAUUGGCAGUGUUGGUGUGGCGGUAUUUCCUCCUGGUGUAACUGAGAGGGGGGUGUUUGUACUUCCAAACGAUGACAAUAUCCCUGAAAACACGGAAGAGUUCAACUUUACCAUUACCCCCAGUAGUAGUGAUCUUCUGGGGAAUGUGACACAUAUUGGGAUCAGUAUCCUGGCAAACGAUGAGUAUGCCGGGGUUUUCUCUUUUGCAGAUUCAUCACUUCAAAAUGUCAUUGAUGAGCCAGGGUUGGAAGGAUCAUUGUCAACAGCCACUCUUACAGUGGAGAGAGGCAGGGGAGCGUUCACUGAUGUGACAGUCCACUGGGAGGUCACAGAUUCCAGUGCUGACGGCGAUAUUAGCCCCACGAGUGGCAGUGUUGACUUCAGCGAGGUGCAAACCUCUGCUACAUUCACCAUUUCUGCCCUGGAGGAUGAGAUACCAGAAGAUGAUAUACACUACAUGUGGCUCUAACUGAAGUAUCAGGAGAUGGACAACUAGCCAGCAGCUCCACCCAAGCCGUACUGACAGUCAGACACAAUGACGACCCCAUCAACUUCAGAAACUCCACUCUGGAGUCCAGUGAGGGGGAGACAGUCGAGCUAGUGGUGACUAGAGGUGGUCAUGCUAAUGGUGUUGCAGAAGUUUCGUUCCAAGUGACUUACACAUCUGCUUCAUCUGAGGAUAUUAGCGUCACACCUUCUUCUAGUGUUGUUACAUUUCAAGAUGGAGAGAACGAAGCCACUAUCUCAGUAACAGUGGUGGACGAUGAUACUCCAGAAGAAACAGAGAGACUGGAGAUCUCUCUCACCUCUACUAUCGGCGAUGCUGUUCUUGUUACACCCACAACUGCUGUGGUCACUAUUCUCCCGAGUGAUGAUCCAAACGGAGUGUUUGAGUUUGGAGCCAACUCCACAGACCUCUCAGUGGAAGAAGGAGACACACUUCAAAUGAUGGUGGAGAGACUUCAAGGAGCUUUUGGGACAGUGGAAAUCAGAGUCAGCUCCUACCUUCUUGACCCAACAACUGGCGACAGAAUCUCAACUAGCACCAGCACAGACCUGAGCCCAGUAACUCUACUGCUCAACUUUGCAGAGGGCGAGACUUCCAAGACAUUCCUUCUCGAAAUAACCGAUGAAGCAACUCCCGAAUUUGAAGAGACGUUUGAGCUUGUCUUGACGGUCGAGAGCUCCACGGAGACUCUGAAGAUGGAGCGAGACCUGGGAGUACCUCGACUUCCACCAUUACAGUUUCAGAGAAUGAUGAUCCCCACGGUCUGUUUAUCGUCUCGUCAGCCACUAGCAGCGUGGAGGUGCCAGAGGAUGUGGGAGAGGGGGAAGAGGGAGGGAGUGUGGAAGUGGUGGUGGAGAGAGAGUACGGUGUUGUGGGCAGGGUCCAGGUUGUGUGGGAGUUAGUCCCAGAGCUGGACCCAAUUCUUCCGGAGUUCACUGAUCUACUCUUCCUUGGGUCGAGAGGACUAACCAUCUCAGAGAUCCAGCCACGUAACAACACCGGGACUAUUGCUCUAGAGUUCAUUGGAGACGCAGACUCAGUAGUGACUCUACCUAGUGAGAACCACCCUACAAUCAUCACUAAUGAGCUCACCAUAAGUCUGUGGGUCCUAGUGAUAGGGGACACUACUGGAGGUGUUCUGGUGGCAAAGACCACAGACAGUGGUUCAACCAUAUUCUAUGCCCUGGAAUUACUGCCUAACGGAGGGGACUUCCUCAUCCGUUUCUCCUACCUCCCAGCAUCACAAACAUCUGGCUCUGAGAGUGUGGAGGUGUCGGUUGUGCAGUCUUCUCUGGCUGAUGGUGACUGGCACUCUCUGGCAGUUGUGGUUGACGGUAGUGUGGCCACCUUCUACCUGGAUGCCUCUAGAAUCAACUCCAGGACGCUGGAAGAGUCUUCUAUCAGAGAUGGAACUGGAGAGCUGACAGUGGGAGGAGUUACUGGUGAUGGCGACAGCUACUUCACUGGAGGCCUCCAAGAUGUGAGAGUCUAUGCGGCCUCCCUGGACCUGAGUCAAAUAUCAGCCAUUGGGACUGACGCCACUGCCUCCACACUCACUCCAAUAUCGGGCUACCUGACCUUUGAAGAUGGAGAGACAGAGUACGGCAUAACUGUCUCUACAGUGGACGAUCUUGUCCCUGAGCCGAGUACAAUCUUCAGACUACAACUUACCAACUCCAAUGGUGGAUCUCGCAUUGACCCAACUGCCAACUAUGCAGUACUUACUGUUUUGAAAAGCGAUGCAGCCAAUGGCGUCUUUGGUUUUGACUCUCUAUCUCUCUCAAACUCUCUUCAAGAGACGAGCUCUGUCUCCCUCACAGUACAGCGUCUCCAAGGAGACUAUGGAAGUGUCACCAUACACUGGGAGAUCAGAGCUGAGGGUAGAAACACUCUAGCCAUGAGCGACUUUGAAACUGCCUCUGGAACCUUGGAAUUCUCCGAGGGUGAUCGCCGACAAGUUCUGGUGGUGGAGCCAACAAAUGAAGAUGAGCCUGAACUCGACGAAAUGUUUGUCGUCUAUCUCACUGAUGCUGUGUCAAACGAUGGAUACACGAGCUCCACAGCCACCAGUGGCGCCAGUAUUAACUCUUCAUUCGACCGGUCAAACCUGACCGUGAUUGAAAAUGACUACCCUUAUGGCCUACUCCAGUUCUCCACCACCAUUCCUCAAUCCUCGGGCCUUAUACUGGCUGCUGAUACGAUGCCCCAGAUCUCCACGAGAGAAUCUGCUGGAACAGUAACUGUCUACAUUGUGCGUGCUCAGGGGACCCUGGGAACAGUCAGUGCAGAGUAUCUGACUCGUGACGGAACUGCAACGGGAACCGGUGCAAGUCCUGACUACGUCCCGACUGCAGGUUCAGCUGUGUUCGGACCUGACGACCGAUACACUACUCUGGAGCUGUCUUUGGUUGAUGACGACACACCUGAGAGAGAGAAAGUCUUCUACGUUAGCCUCACUAACCCAGCUGGAGAUCAGGGUGUACCAGGGCUCUCUAUUGGUGGCAACAUCACCAUUAGAAUCCUCCCCAGUGACGAUGCUUUUGGAGUUUUCUCGUUUGCUGCCGACUCUCUCUCCCGACUGGUGUCGGAGCAAGAUGGAGGAACUGCUGUCACUCUCAACGUAGGGAGACUUGGAGGAACGUUUGACGAUGUGUCGGUCUACUGGGAGGUGGAGGGAGGGGGUGGUGGUGACGUUAGCCCUACCUCGGGUCGACUUGACUUCUCAGAGGGAGAGACAGAGGGAGAACUAACAGUAACCAUCAACAAUGAUGAGACCCCAGAACUGGAGGAAGCAUUAUCCGUACGUCUGGUGAAUGCCAGUGGAGGCGCCACAGUCAGUACCAGUGGCUCACAAGUAGCCACCAUCACAGUGCAGGCCAGCGACCAUCCCUACGGUCUCUUCACAUUCUCUGCCGGGUUUCGACCACUGGUGGUCGGUGAAGAUGGGGGAGGAGUGGAGGUGAUGGUGACUAGGGAGUUUGGAGACUUGGGGAGGGUCAGCGUGAGCUACAUGGCUGUGGAGAGUGCGCAUAGCUCUCUCCAGGGACUUGUGGAUGUGGCACAACUUGAACGGAACAGUCAACUGGCAGUGGCUGGAGAUGACUACACAGCUACUCCUGCGGUCUCAUACUUUGAGAGAGGAGAUCUGACAAGAGGCUCUUCACUCUCUCUCAUCAGCAGUGAC